AUGCAAAAAAAAAAUAAUUAAUUAAUACUAUCCCCUAGUGGCUUGGGAAGUAAUAUAAAGCCUGGAUUGUUUUCUAAGCAUUGCGAAUUAAAUAAAUUAAAUAAAUAAAAAAGUUUUAAAAUUGAGGAGACUCUAACCCCAAAACUAUUUGAAACAAAAGAAUCAAGUUUUGCACCUUAACCAAAAUUAUAAAAAAGUCAAAGGUACUGAUUAAAUAUACUCAAUAAUAGUGCUUCUCGAUUACUUAUUUCUAAAGAAUAAAGAUAAGAAUAAGUUGAGAGACUAUAGAUACAAAAAAUAUCAUCAAUCAAACAAGAUUAGAUUACUGAACUAUCAUAAAAAUUAUAUAGAGAGCUAAUAGAAUUUAAUGAAUAGGCAGAUUUUGGAGGUUAAAAUGAAAUAUAAAUGUGGAGUGAAGAAAUGAUUAAAAAAUUACUCAUUAUUAAAACUAGUUUGGAAUGUAAAUAUAUCAAUAAAAUAUUAGAAUCUGAACUCUUAGAAAAUCAAGAUAAUGUUAGCGAAAAUUAAUAGUAUCUAUUUUUAUAUUUUAAGAAAUGAUAUAAUAUUGAAUUUAUAGAAGGAGUUAAAUGAUGAAAGGAAGGAAAGAUACAAAAUUGAAGAAGAAGCAACAAAUUUAAUUACUGAAUAAGAGUUAGAAAUUGAUAGAUUAGAAAAACAGUUAAAAAUGCUAGAAGAAAAACAUUCUUCAUGA
Paramecium sonneborni is the source of this 712-nucleotide messenger RNA. The record is from the annotation of a GenBank genome assembly. NCBI's taxonomy places the organism in Eukaryota, Ciliophora, Oligohymenophorea, Peniculida, Parameciidae.